Psylliodes chrysocephalus is the source of this 6012-nucleotide messenger RNA. Lineage: Eukaryota; Metazoa; Arthropoda; Insecta; Coleoptera; Chrysomelidae. The record is from the annotation of a GenBank genome assembly.
CUCCGGUGCCGCUCGUUCCGUUCAGUGGAUUUUCGAACCAUCUGGAAGGAAAAUGCCGAUGCUGAGCGUCCGUAUGUUUUCCGCACGUUUUUCGCGAGUAUUGAAUUAAAAGUGGGUUGGAAAAUUUUUCGAUUGUUACCGAAGUUUUUGGUUUUUGUUUGCUUGUGAUUGAACGCGGGAAAACGUUGAGUUUGGAACAUUUUUGACGUGCCGAGGUAAAAAAAUAAAUGCAACAUGUACGGGUUAUUAAUCGAAAAUAUGUCAGAAUACAUAAAACACACAUAUGGAGAAGACAAAUGGGAAGAGAUUCGAAGAGCUGCGGCUGUAGACCAACCAAGUUUCAGUACACAUCAGGUUUAUCCAGAGGGGUUGUUACCUAGGUUGUCAAAAAAAGCAGUCCAGAUCCUAAAAGUAAGCGAAAGGGAAUUUUUUGAUCAAAUGGGCGUUUUCUUCAUAGGAUUCGUGAGUCAGUAUGGCUACGACAGGGUUUUGUCGGUGUUGGGAAGACACAUGAGAGAUUUCCUCAACGGUUUGGACAACCUACACGAAUAUUUGAAGUUUUCCUAUCCCCGCAUGAGAGCUCCGAGCUUCAUUUGCGAAAACGAGACCAAGCAGGGUUUAACUCUUCACUACAGGAGCAAAAGAAGAGGAUUUGUGUAUUACACUAUGGGACAAAUUCGAGAAGUUGCUAGACAUUUUUACCACAAAGAAAUGAAAAUAGAACUGGUUAGAGAAGAACUUCUAUUCGACAUGGUACACGUCACAUUUCAACUAACUUUCGACAAUAGAGCUUUUACCUUAGCAUCGUUAGCAAUGACAAGAGAAGAAAAACAUCUACCAAUAAGUGCAUCAGUGCUGUUUGAAAUAUUUCCAUUUUGUAUAGUUUUCGGCUCAGACAUGGUAGUAAGAAGUAUAGGUAAUUCUCUAAUGGUGAUACUUCCGGAUUUAGUUGGAAAGAAAAUUACGAAUUGGUUUGACCUCGUAAGACCUUUAAUAGCCUUUAAAUUCGGAUCGAUACUAAAUAGAACAAACAAUAUUUUUGAGUUAGUAACGGUAGAGCCCAUUUUACAUGAUAAGACAUCGGAACGAAGAGAGCAAGAAUUGCUACUUAGUGAUGAAAUGGAAGUGUCUGAAGAUAGAAAUUUAAGAUUGAAAGGACAGAUGAUUUAUAUGGAUAACUGGAAAAUGAUGAUGUAUUUGGGGACACCAGUGAUGCCAGAUCUCAAUUCUUUAAUUAAUUCUGGACUUUAUAUUAAUGAUCUCUCUAUGCAUGACUUUAGUAGAGACCUAAUGUUAGCCGGAACUCAACAAUCGGUAGAACUUAAGUUAGCCUUAGAUCAAGAACAGCAAAAAAGCAAAAAGUUAGAAGAAUCUAUGAGAAAACUCGACGAAGAAAUGAGAAGGACGGACGAAUUAUUAUAUCAGAUGAUACCGAAACAAGUAGCCGAUAGGUUAAGGAAAGGGGAGAAUCCAAUAGAUACUUGUGAGAUGUUUGACAGCGUGUCCAUUCUCUUUUCAGACGUAGUGACUUUUACAGAGAUCUGUAGCAGGAUUACCCCUAUGGAAGUGGUAUCGAUGCUCAAUGCCAUGUACUCAAUAUUUGAUAAGCUUACCGAAAGGAAUAGUGUCUACAAAGUGGAGACCAUUGGAGACGCUUACAUGGUAGUUAGUGGCGCCCCGGAAAAGGAAGGCAACCAUGCUGAAAGAGUUUGCGACAUGGCACUGGAUAUGGUGGAUGCUAUUACCAACUUAAAGGACCCUUCAACAGGACAGCAUCUUCGAAUCAGAGUAGGCGUACAUUCCGGAGCAGUAGUAGCAGGUAUAGUUGGUUUAAAAAUGCCUAGGUAUUGCCUUUUCGGCGACAGCGUCAAUACUGCAUCUAGGAUGGAAUCAACCAGCGAAGCCAUGAAAGUCCACAUUUCCGAAUACACCAGGCAACUACUUCCAAUGUCUUACAAAGUUUCAGAGCGAGGUGAAAUACAAAUAAAAGGGAAAGGUACAAUGAAGACUUACUGGUUACAAGAGAAAGAAUAUUGGACACCUGUUUCUAGGUUAGAAACGCCGGAGUUCCCUCUCCCAAAAUUACCAAAAAUCGAGCAGCCUUUUCCAAAAAUUAUACCGCAGGAGCAAAUUCAGGAAGUCGGUAGAGCAGCUGUGUACUCUCCAAUUACAUUCAAGGAUGUUGCUAGAAGGAGUAUAGCCAGUUCACCUGUCAAGACUAGUUCAAGAGAAUUACGCUCAAAUUCUGCUGGCGCCGUUUGUUCAACUGGAGACCCAGCAGAUAUUUUUGGUGCUUUAGUUUUAGAAGAUGUUGAUAAGAAACCUGAAUCAAUUCAAGACACCAUGCCUUGUAAGUUUAGACAUAGAAGUACUACAGCUCCGCCAAGAACACGUCAGUCAAUCGAUGCCCAUAAUGAGGUGAGCUUAGUAUCUCAAAGUUCCAUACCAUCAGCUCCUGUCAUACUAGCUAGAAAACCAACCGAAUUAAAGAGAGUUUCCAUAAGUGAAAUAGUUGAAACUGAGGAGCAGAUUCUAUCUGAACGACCAUCGCUACAUCUACCCUUAAAACUAACCGUACAACAUGCACCUGACUGCGUAUCAGCUUCGUUAGAAAGACUAUCAAGACCAACAGUUGAAAAAACUCGAAAUUCGAUUCAAAAUCCUUCUUUAAGAGAUACGAAGAAGAAAACAUCUUUGCAAUCAUCUUUGCAGCCGUCUUACAAUCAAAACUUACAGGGCUCUUCGAAAUUACCGCAACAAUCAAUGGAACAACCACCACAAUACUCAGUGCAACAAUCUGUAGAACCAACAUUGCAAGAAUCGUCUCACGUAUCAGUUGAGCAGCAAGAAGUCAAGUACGAAUUCGGCAAGUCCAUGCACGAAUAUGCGAAGAAGAUGGAAAAGAAGAAGGACAUUCCGACAUCGAAAAGUGACGGUAACCUUUGCGAUUCGAGUCCAAAGCACAAACAACAACAAGCCGGUCUCAGGUUUAUGCGGAAUAAACAAUAUCAUUCGCAGCAACAUCACCACAAUCACCCGCCGUGUUGUCAGCUACCUGGAUCUAGUAAAAAUAGGUUUCAAAGUAACGCUUGUAAUGUUAGUUAAGGUUUUUAGUGCAUUUUGGCUCAAAGAUGUGCGUUGGUGUCAGUGUCAGUUGAAGUUUGAUUUUCCGUUUGAGUAAUAAAAUCCAUAUCGUACGGUAUUUUUAUACCGAGCCGUUAAAAAAAAUCAUAAUUGAAUUUGGCUGUAAAAAUUAAAUGUUUUGGGUCGGUACUAAAGCCACUUUUACGAAAUAAUAUUUAUUAAUUGACAUUUUCAUUGUAAACAAAGUUUAUCAUCUUGAAAUGAUACUGCAACAUAAAAAGAGAAACAGUUCAUUUAGUAUUGAAAUCCUUAUUAAUACUUGCAUGAAACUACUGAAAUUGUUGUAAAUGUUGUCCAUUUACGUCUUAACCAAAGAGGAGUGAAAGGGUAGAGGUAAAACUGUAAGCAAUUGCCACCGCCCGAAAUUUACCAAAACCAAAAAACUAUGUAAGGAAAAGGAAGAUGUUCUGCGUUGAGCCUAAAUAUUUAUAUUGUAGAAACUAAUUUUAGGGGGUGGGCUGGCUCAGUGGUUAAGUCACGACUUUGAGAUCGGAAGGUUUCAGGAUCGACCCAUCGAUGGCAGGAAUUUUAUUUUAAAUAAAAAAAAAAUAUAUUAAUUCCAAUGCAUCGGACCAUUCACUGGUGGGUUAUAAUUGACAGUGUUAUUCCUAAAGUGGCGCUGGGAAAUAGUAACAAAGACUACACAUAACACAUGAAUUAGAAGACAAACACAAACUGAGAGUGGCAUAUUUAGGUAUAUAUACCUAUGCCACAAAACGAAAAAUAAACCUCAACUUUUAAAAGGUAAAAAAUUUAGAGAACUUUUUAAUUUCAGUUGAUAAUGAUGAGGGCAAUCAACUUUAUUAAUAAUCUGCUGACCACUCGAACUUACACAAUGAGAUUUUUAGGCAAAAUUUAAAGGUCAAUAUUUUCAACAGAAAUGCAAAUUUUUGAUCGCGACUUGCAGAUUUUAAGAGCUAGUUUUUUCGAAUUAAGCUGCAUGAUGUAUAUUUAUCGUAGGACGAUAGGUUUAUUACAUACGGGGUAUUAUGUAAAUUUUUGUAAAAAUAAAUUCUCACCUGAAGUUGUUUUUAUUUAAUGUCCUUCUCACUGUUCUGUCCAAAACUCUCACCCUAAUUUGUUGUCUCAAAUAGUCAUUCAGUUUUACAGAGAUCUUUGUCCACCCCCAUGCCCAUAUUUAUGAUCUGCUGUAAUUUGUACGCGACGCGUCAAUUUCAAAGUGCAUUGGAACAACAAAUUUGUUGCUAUGGAAUUAAAAAUUGUUUACAUUAUUUCAAAAAUAAUCUGACACAUUUCAAUGUUAUAAUUUUGUAAAUUUUAAUUAAUAUGAGGCGUUUAACCACGGCAGAAAGGGAAAAUUGCAUUUGACUUCUCAACGAAGAAAUGUCAAAAAAGCAAAUUGCGCACAUUUACAAUGUCAGCCGAAAGACAAUUUAUAAUUUGAACCGUUGCGUCAAAAUAACUGGUUAUCAUAAUUAUGGAUAUGGGGGUGGACAUACAAAAAAAAAUAAACCAAAGAAAUGAAAGAAUUUUAAUGAGAGAAACUAUGCAGAAUAGAACAAAGAACUCUAGAAAACUAAAUUACUCUUUAAGGCAAUAAACUGGGGUGAGAGUUUCGGACAGAACAGUGAAAAGAACAACUCGAGGUGAGAAUUUUUUUUCCAAAACAACAUAAUGCCAAAAAUUUUAAAUUAUAGAGCCCGUCGCAGAGCAAAAUAUGUGCGGGUAUUACAACACCAUAGAGCGAAUAGGCGGGCAUGGGCAAAUCAUCAUCCGAAUUUGGGUAAUGCAGAGGAGCCAUUGUUUAUUCACUUAUGAAACAAGAUUUAAUUUGAUUCACUCCGAUUGCCGAAUGUUAGUUUGAAAAGGGCCAAAUCAGCGGUAUUUAAAGGAAAAUAUGGCCCCUCAAGAGGCAUUUUAUGGCGGAUGUAAUACAGUGUGGGAAGGUAUUAUAAGAAAUAGUAAAACCGAGCUAUUCAUUACCAACCAAACCGUCAACGCUCGACCUCACAGAGCGCGAAGGAUCACAGAGUUUUUGCAGGCACAGAACAUCAAUAGGAUGGACUGGCUAGCAAAGUCUCCGGAUCUUAUUGUCAUCGAACACGUUUGGUCUUAUUUAAAACUUAAAGUAAGAUCGCGUGAUAUACCCCUUGAAACCUUAGAAACGCUUAGUGAGGUUAUUCGUGAAGAAUGGGAGAAUAUUCCACAAGAUUUUAUAAAUAAUCUUGUGGAUACUCUACCAAAUCGACGUCGAGCAGUAGGACUAAUAAAAUAUUAGUUUCUCUUUUUUUCUAAUUAAUGUAUCUACUUAAUUUCGGGUAAAUUAUUACCAAAGAUUAGGUAUUUAAAGAUAGGACACUUGUCAUUUUUCCAUUGGUAUUUUCCGGUUGCUUUCAAUGGCCUCGUCCUUCUAACACGCCGUUGCCAACAAUAACCCAAUUUAAUUGUAAACUCCGAAAAUGCAAGGUUGCAAUUUCCAUCUUUGUCGCAGUUGGUUCAAAACAAAAAUUAAUGGACAGACAAUUUAUGUUUUUCAGGCUUAUUUUUUUUAUGUAUUAAAAAUUACCAAUUACCAUUAGGUAUCCCUAUCCAUACAUACCUAAUCUUUGUUAUUACAGUACAUCGUGUUUUUUUAAUGAUUGCAAGAACCUUUAAAUUGGUUUAAGAACUUGUUCUUGUCGCUACGGUUUUGUCUAUUAUCAACCGCUAUAAUGUGUAAAUUUCACCUCUUAAAUAAUAUGCGUAGACCGUAGAAAAUCUACGUGAAAUAAGAAUUCCAAGUCUGUAAAAAUCAUCAAGAACCGUCAAUUCAAUGUCAAGUUAUAGCAUUUUAAAAAUUUUGCUACUUAAAUUUUAUGUUCAGUAGUGUGUAAAAGACCUAAGGGCCUUAAUCUAAGAACUGACACA